CAUCGUAUUAUGCCCUAAUUUAUUGGAUUACCUUGGCCCAAUACACAUUCAUUUCUCUCUCCCUUUCUUCUAUUUCUUCCUGGGUCUCUUCACCAUGAGUAGCAGCGGCCGUGGUGGUGAAGCCUUUAGGGUUUUGAUCCCGGAGAAUGCAAAGAAAACAAUCCAAAACAUUAGAGAGAUCACGGGUAAGAAGCACAGCGAUGAAGAAAUCUAUGCGGUGCUCAAAGAGUGCGACAUGGAUCCUAAUGACACCGCCCAGAAGCUCUUUUAUUUGGAUACAUUCCAUGAGGUGAAAAGCAAGAAACGUGAUUGCAGAAAGGAGACAGCUGGCAUGCAGGGACGAGGGACAAGGGGUGCCCGAGGGAACCACUCUAACAAUACCUUGUCUGAUUUUGGGGCAGGGAGGAAUACAUCUGCUCGAAGAGAAAAUGGGACUAAUCACAUCACAGAUAGCGGUUCUAUCCCCUUGCCGGUUUCACAGAGAGGAAAAAGAAAUGCUGUUUCUUACAUGAAAAAAAGUCCAACUGCUGUCCCCAAUGGCAGAUCAAAUUUAUCUGAUGGGAGCUUAAUUCCUGGCGGUGUUAGUAAAGGGACCAAGGAUGCUGCACCUAUUAACGUGAAAACAUCAGCUACUGCUGCAGUGGUAGCAGAUGUACUGCCUGUCAAGGAAUCUUCUAACUCCGUUUCGUAUCAUACCUUAGCCUCAUUGGUAGGUGAUCAAGAGAAGCCCCUAACAAGUUCAAACCAGACCUCAACUUCUGCCACAGUAUCUAGCAUCAAUCUCUCUGCUUCAGACCUGGCGUUUCCACCAUCUUUACCCCACCAUUCUGGUGCAGUUGGUACAAUUAAAUAUGAAGAAGUAGAGCAGCAACAGGAAGCUACUGAAGUCAACCAUAUUCAAGGAAAUAUAGCAAUCUCUAAUGAUCAAAACUUGAACCACUCAAGGAAGGACCCUGGCAAACCAAAAGCUGCUGAACAGAUUGACUCUUCUGUGCAUCUAGAACACUCUCCACCCCAAGGGAUCACCUCAGAGAUUUCAAUUGUUACUGUUAAAGACAAUUCUAAAUUGCCUCCUACUGUUACUUCUGAUGAUCAACAUGUUAUUUUUCCUGCCCACUUCCAAGUCUCUGAGGCCUUAAAAAAUGGCUUGACUUUUGGAAGCUUUGAUCCUAGUUUCGGACUGGGAAUGAUGUAUAACAAUGUCACCAAUAGUGAGACCAAUUCAGCAUGUGCUGUUGAAUCUUCUCAAGGAAGUGAUGAGACUGCUGAAGAACUUUCUCCCAGCAAUCAAAGCGUAUCAUCAGCUCUGCAAGGAGAUACUUCUGAAGAACCUCAACCUCCUGUGUUUGAGGAAGUGCCAGAAUCAGAUAGCAGCAUUCCAUCCACUGCUGACUUGAAAAAUAUUCAGUCAAAUAAGGAAAUAAAGUUACAGGUAGAAAAUGAUCAGGGCCUUAAUGUCCAAAAUGCCCCCAGCUAUAAUUUAGGCUUCAUGCAACCCUUGUCAACAAGCAAUUUUGUGCAGUGUGAUGGAUCUGAGUCUCAGAUACAUGGUGUUUCUCGCUUUUCACACUUUGUUAAUGGUAAUGCUCCAGCUCCUUCUGGUAGUUCAACACCACCAGUUUCGAGCUCUGUUGUUGCACCUCCACAAGCAGUUCCUUUUUUCAGGCAGCCAUUCCCUCACUUCCCUUACUAUCUUUCACCUUUCUUAAUGUCACCAAUGCACCAAUUUUUAAGCCCUGGUGGUGGUCUCCCUCAGCAGCCUUCCACUGGCAAUGUCUAUCUGCCACCUGGAGCCCCUCCUUCUGGGGUCAAAAUCCCUCUUCCACAAUUCAAGCCUGGAGCAAAUGCUGGAAAUGUAACUCAUGUCACAAUUCCUUCUGGCUAUGGUUCAUAUAACACUCCACCUGUUGGUUUCAAUCCUGUUCCUACUGCAACCUCGGGGGGUUCUACCAGUAAGGAGGAUCUUGCAGCUUCUCAGUUGAAGGAAAAUAAUGUCAACGCAACAGGAACACCGAGUGAUGGUCCAGCUCUCUGGAUGCCAACACCAGGGCAAGACUUGUCUAACUUGACCCUUGGUUCUUUGUAUAACUUCUCCCUUCAUGGACAACAUGUUGCUUUCUCUCAUGCACAGGCUGGUCAUGGUUCCUUUGCAGGACUUUAUCAAACACCACAGACAAUGGCAGCUCCCUCAAAUUUUAAUCCCCUCCUUCAACAAUCUCAACCUGUAGCUGCAGCAGCUGAACCCAUGGGACCCAUAACUGCUUAUCAACAGCCUCAACUUGCGCAGUUAAAUUGGAACACAAAUUACUGAACUGUUAUUAUAUGGAAUGGAGCUUAAUGAUGAGAAAAAAUUGGGAGAGAUGAAACACCUGGCCUGCUUUUUGAGUGUAAAUAGUAAAGGUAUGCUGCAAUUUUAGUGUAACAUCAGCAGUUGGGAUACAUGUUUGAUUCAUUGAAGCAUUGAUUGGAGCAGAGCUUGUUAUCUUUUACCCCUUGUUCCUUGGUAACAAACUUUUUGCUGUUUCUAUUCAAGUUCUUGUUUCAUUGAGAUACUAUAGGAAAUUUUAAAGAGGUGAAUAGAGUAGGUGGGAUUUUUAUGUUAGAUUUCCCUCUUGUAAUGUCUCACCUGUAUAUUACAUUUUGAUAGCAAGGGAUUAUAUAGCUCUGUAAUUGGUAUAUGGAAAGUACUCAUUUUUUUUGCACUUGACUGAUAUUUUUUUCUGGUUUUAUUUUUACUGGAAAAUCUAGUGGUUAUUGUAAAGCUGUGUGGUUUGUUAGUUU
This is a messenger RNA of Rubroshorea leprosula, 2781 nucleotides long. The record is from the annotation of a GenBank genome assembly. Lineage: Eukaryota; Viridiplantae; Streptophyta; Magnoliopsida; Malvales; Dipterocarpaceae.